AUGGUUUCGCUACGUGGGGCUUCGGAUAUCAAUGUUAGCGUAAAAAAGGCCACAACCGCGGAGGCUUCGGUACCCAAGCGAAAACAUGUGCGAGCAUGUGUGGUGUACACUUGGGACAACCGCAAUGGCCGUGAUUUCUGGAACGCAAUCAAACUUCAGCCACUGCAGAACUCCGAUAUCCAGACGUUCAAGGCCUUGGUGGUUAUCCACAAGGUUAUGCAGGAGGGCCACCCCAAGGUGAUUAAGGAGGGCCAGAACAAUGUCAACUGGCUGCGAUCGCUCGCUCGAAAUGGAAGCUACGGCGGUACCGGCCAGUACAACCGGCUGAUCGAGGAGUACGUCCGUCUUCUUACCCACAAGCUUGACUUUCACAAGGCCCACCCUGCUUUCAACGGUACCUUCGAGUACGCGGAGUAUAUCUCGCUUCGCCAAGUCGACGAUCCAAAUGAGGGUUAUGAGGCAAUCAUCGAUUUACUCAACCUCCAGGACGCAAUUGACGAUUUCCAGCGCCUUGUCUUCGGAAGCUUGCGAGGCCGCCAUGGAAACGAAGUCAAAAUAUCUUCUCUUACUGCCAUCGUCGCAGAGUCCUACGGAAUUUAUCGCUUUGCUACUAGCAUGCUUCGUGGCAUGUACGCUGCUGGUCAGGCAGACGAUGCUCUCGAACCGUUGCGUCAGCGUUAUUACACACAGCACCGCCGGUUGCGUAACUUUUAUUUUGAUUGCACCACUCUUAAGCCUUUGACUGCUCUUAUCUCUAUUCCUCAGCUGCCCGAGGAUCCGCCUAAUCUGUUCCUUACCGACGAUGAUGCUCCGCCUCUCCCGAGACGACCAAUUGAAGCGUCUAAAACAGGCGAGUCCUCUGCUACUUCAUUGGCUCCUGAACCCACUGGAGACUGGUAUUUGCAGCAGCAAGCCCAGCAGCAGCAACUUGAAGAGCAGCAGCGCCAGCAGAUGCUGCUUCAGCAACAGCAGCAGAUGGCUCAGCAGCAGCAGUAUGAAGAAGAGCAGCGACGCCUCCAAGCGGCUCGUGAGGCUGAGGAAGCUCGCCAGCGUCAGUUGGCUUACGAACAGCAGCAAAUGUUCGAACAGCAGCAGGCCCAGCUGUUGGCUCAGCAGCAGGCUGCGCAAGAAGAGUUUUUACGCAGCCAACAGCAGCGUAAUGCUGAGGGCAGAGUUGCGGAGCUUGAACAGCAGCUUUUUGCCAUGCGUGGACAACAGGAGGAAGCCCAGAUGAUGCUGCAGCAGUACGACCAGCGAGUCCAAACGCUCGAAAACGAGCUCUCUCAAUCCAACUCCCUGACUGAGCAGCAGCUUCAAUCCAAAACAGACCAGGUCGAAGCUCUUCAUGAGCAGGUCAAUGUCUGGAAGUCCAAAUAUGAGUCUCUCGCCAAACUGUACUCUCAGCUUCGUCAAGAACAUCUUGAUUUACUAUCCAAGUUCAAAAAGACUCAGGCUAAGGCUGCGUCAGCCCAGGAGGCUAUUGACAAGCGGGAAAAGAUCGAACGUGAUCUCAAAGCUAAAAACCUCGAGCUUGCCGACCUCAUCCGUGAGCGUGAUCGUGCGCGAUACGAUCUUGACCGGCUGAAGGGCCAGCACCGCGAUGAAACCGACCGUUUGGAGCGUGAUUUGUCUCUUUUGAAUGACAAGCUCUCGAAAACCCAGCUUUCUGGAUCUGAGCGUGCUUCUUUGUUGGACUCGCACAGCAAGGAGAUACAGCUCCUAGAAGCCAAACUCGCGGACGCCCAACGGCUGCUUGCAAAUGCAAGCACUUCAGGUGACCAGGACCGUGAGAUCCAUUACCUCAAGGAAACGAUUGAAGCCAUGGAACAUGAACUAUCCAAGUCGGUGGUAGCCAGCGGCGGCAACCUUCUUGAUGAGGUUCUAAAGUCUGCUUCUGAAUCUAUCAAGGACGGCCUUUCCAUGUUCCACUCUCCUAUUGAGACAGGUAACCAAGGUACAACUGUGCAAUAUAUUGAGACGAUUGUCCAGCGCUGCUGGGAGUCGGUUGACGAUUUUUCGGCCGGCUUUACCGAUUACUUGAGCGCUCAGGUUGAGGGCGAAGGUGACGCUACACCAAUUGUAGGUGCCACAUUGAACCUCUCUAAUGGUAUUGUUGAGCUUCUUGCCAACGUGAAAGGCGUGUCCGCAAUGCUCCCUGACGACUCUGAAAAAGUCACUCAGCCUACUGAGUCGGCAGCGGAAACGACUUCUGAGUUUUUCGAGACCAUGCUCUCGUCCGUUCUUGCCGAACUGACGGUCGACGAUCAGUUAGAACUUAUCAUUGAAAGCCACACGGACAUUCUACAACAACUCCAGCAACUUUUGGAGGCGGUAUUGUCUUCGCAACCCAAGCAGUCGAAGGAGACCAAUCCCGAAUCUGCUAUGGAGCGUGCAGCCUUGGCUGCCGAGGAAGCCAACCGCAAGCUUACCGAGCUUUUGGCUCGUCCUCGCGACCCCAAGUUGUCUGUUUUCGACAAGCAUGUUCACGAGGCUAUUAUCGCCGCCGCUGUGGCUAUUACUUCGGCAAUUGCCGCGCUUAUCAAGGCUGCAUCAGAAUGCCAGAAAGACAUUGUUGCAAAGGGCCGUGGUACAGACUCGGCUACUGUGUACUAUAAGAAAAACCAUCGCUGGACACAGGGCCUUAUCUCGGCAGCUCAUGCUGUGGCAGACUCUACAAACACUCUUAUUGAUACUGCUGACGGCUCCCUCACUGGCCAAAACAGCCCUGAACAGCUUAUUGUUGCCUCGAACGAGGUUGCUGCUUCUACUGCACAACUUGUAGCUGCUGCCCGCGUGAAGGCUGACCAUGGAUCUCGCACCCAGCAGAACUUGGAGACUGCUUCAAAGUCUGUCGGCUCCGCAUGCCGCUCGCUUGUCAACCGUGUUCAGGAAAUUUUGUCCAGCCGUGAAGUCAAGGAGGCACAGACUAACUUUAAGACUCUUCCCGAGCACGAGUUCCGCACUGCAGCCAUGUCCCAGCAGGUUGAGGUGCUCAAGCUAGAGCGUCAACUCACCGCCGCUCGCAAUCGUCUUUUCGAGAUUCGCAGAGAAGAGUACAGACGCCAAGGCGACGAAGAAGAUGAUGAUGAGUAUUAA
Wickerhamiella sorbophila is the source of this 3096-nucleotide messenger RNA. RefSeq names its product Endocytosis protein end4. Gene Ontology annotation, molecular function: phosphatidylinositol-3,5-bisphosphate binding; phosphatidylinositol-3,4-bisphosphate binding; clathrin light chain binding. Bases 1 to 3096 code for a protein of 1031 amino acids. Gene Ontology annotation, cellular component: clathrin-coated vesicle; actin cortical patch. The record is from RefSeq and is a predicted model, not a curated record. Gene Ontology annotation, biological process: clathrin coat assembly; endocytosis; actin filament organization. The transcript has a single exon. NCBI's taxonomy places the organism in Eukaryota, Fungi, Ascomycota, Dipodascomycetes, Dipodascales, Trichomonascaceae.